Neodiprion virginianus is the source of this 6471-nucleotide messenger RNA. RefSeq lists its product as uncharacterized. The transcript has 5 exons. The record is from RefSeq and is a predicted model, not a curated record. NCBI's taxonomy places the organism in Eukaryota, Metazoa, Arthropoda, Insecta, Hymenoptera, Diprionidae. Bases 406 to 1086 code for a protein of 226 amino acids. Gene Ontology annotation, cellular component: negative cofactor 2 complex; nucleus. Gene Ontology annotation, molecular function: core promoter sequence-specific DNA binding; RNA polymerase II general transcription initiation factor activity; transcription coactivator activity. Gene Ontology annotation, biological process: positive regulation of transcription by RNA polymerase II; negative regulation of transcription by RNA polymerase II; transcription by RNA polymerase II.
GUUUUUAAGCUUUGGUUAGUGAAUGUCAUAGUUUUUUCCAUCUAGGGAUAUUCCAAAUAGUUGGAGAGUUGUUUUAGUACCUUAUGGUAACAAGAUUUUCGUACUUCCAGUUUGGUUAGUUGAUAAAAGUGACAUGCAGUAACAAUAGUCGAUAAAACAUACGGACGUUCCGGUCGGAUGUCACAAGUGUGUGGUAAUUUGCAGCAGAAAUCUCACUGGAAGCUGAUUUUAGAACGCGCCGAGGUUUUCGUAGUUGAAAGGGUUGAAAGUAGUUGAUAUUCACAGGCUAAAAUUAAGACAACAAAACUCGUUUCGGGAAUUCGAGUCAUAAUAAUUUGUUUAUGGUAAUGUGUACAAUUUGAUGGUGUUUAUUUGUGAAAAGUCUACGUUUUAUAAUUUUGUACAAUGCCAAGCAAGAAAAAAAAAUACAAUGCUCGUUUCCCAGCAGGACGUAUCAAGAAAAUCAUGCAAACGGACGAAGAAGUAGGAAAAGUUGCUCAAGCUGUACCAGUCAUAAUCUCUAGAACCCUAGAGUUAUUCGUAGAGUCGUUGUUAACGAAAACAAUGCAAAUAACGAGUGCCAAAAAUGCCAAAACUCUUAGUCCGUCUCAUAUGAAGCAAUGUAUCCUUUCUGAAAGUCGCUUCGACUUUUUGAAAGACUUGGUCAAGGGACUUCCUGAUGUUACCAGCCCCGACGAUGAGGUACCUACACCGCCAGCAACUCCUGCACCUCAGUUGCCUUAUGUGCAAGUAAACCCAGCCAUUUAUCCACCCAUUUCAAGACAUGACGUUACAGGAAUCCCAAAUGUGGUAUCGUCGGCAACCAUUACACCAAUUCGCCAAAACCCAAGAGAGAACAGAGGGAUUGGAUUUCCCAGUGCCGCUUUGUCGAGCGAAAGUACUAAAACACCGAUCUCGAAUUUUCAAUCGCCGUUGUCUACAACGUUUAAUGUUAGCCAACCAAACUUUUACACGGAAGUAAACCCACUUAAUUUGUCAACAAAUUCUAACAACGUAAAUACAACCUAUAAACCGACGUCGAAUUACAGCAACACUACCAAUAUCGAUGAAGACUACGACACGUAGUCAAUUUUCUCACUUAUCGUCAAUUUAUUGCAGCAGUGAGUUCAAUUACAGGCGUGCCAUGCCUUACACACAUAAAUGAAAUUUUUUUCAAAUUUUGCACUAGUAUCUGGAUUGUAAGUCUACUUAAUAUAUCUGAUUUUACAUAGUUAACCGACUACUCGAAAAUACGUCACUAUUAUGCUCAUUUGACUUGAAGGUAUGAGCAUGUGACAUCACCAAAGCCGAAACAGCAUAUUUGUUACGUCAUAUACUGUAUAAAUGUUUUUCGAGUGGCUUGUGGAUUCAACCUUCUCUGCAAGGUUAUAUAAUCUUAGAUUAUAACGUUCAAAUUUAAAAAUAGUUUGACAAAAUCGUACUUUACUUUGUUAGCCGAUUCUAUAGUAGACUCUGGGUACCAAGACGAUUUCAGUUCUAUUUUUCCUUAAUAGAAUUAUUACAGUGACGUGUUAUUUACGGAUAAUGUAAUUAAUAUUAAAUGGGAAUAUUAUACAGUGGCACAGCUUGUUUUUGUUACUGCAAUAAUUUUGCACCGAAAUUAUUCUCAAGAGACUAAACACAAAUGAUAAUAUAUAACACUCGAUUUCGUUUUAAGCUACUUUUUUUUAUACAUGUUAGAAUUGCCCAUGCGUAUGUAGAAACGUAGGUAAUUUGAAUUUUUUGAAGAGUCGAAAGUCUGUUUGUGAGAAUGUUAUUGUAAAUAUCUACUGUAUAUUCAUUGUUAUAGUUCUAUUUAAAAGACGAUUUCAAACACUGUAUGUAGCAUGUGUCUAGCCAUAGCUUGCGACCUCAAAAUCCAGUAGCUGCUUCUUUGAACGGAGGGAAAGGGGGGGGGGGGGGGGGGGUCGAAAUUUGACUGGAAGAAUUAAAAUUUUUCCGUUACAUUAUUUGUAAUAAAAAUUGAUAUUCUGACGUGAAAUUUAAAUUGAAUCAUUCUUAAUGGCUGUAAAAAAUUAUUAUUCUUGGACGGAUUGAAGUAAAUAAAAUUAGAAAUGACUGAUUUUCUGGAAUGAUAUCUAGAAUCGACUAAAACUUCUCCAAACCAUAGAGGUAAGAAUAUCGGGAGAAAAUGUAUAUUCAAUGCAGGUCACAGCAAUAAAAUUAUAGCUAAUCGUUUGCUUUCGUAUUCAUUGGACACAGAUAUUCUUUGUAACUAUGAAAUGACUGUUUUCAACGUCAUACGUGGUGUAUUAUUUGCUUGAAAUACUGUUCGAAAUCAAGGACACAAGUUCUAUUAGAAUUAAGACAAAGCUUAACUUGUUUUUGUUCCUAUCUCAAUCUCUCGAUGUUAUUGACACAAAGUAUAAGGUGAUAUUAAAAUAGUCUCCAUGCGAAUUCUCAAGUGAACAGUUAUAAAAUUCCCAAGCAGUUAGAAUUAAAAUUUUUGCUGAAGUACAGUAUAAACGGAUUGAGAUUGAUCGUACCUAAUUUCCAACACAAUGAAGUUACCGUGAAGAACUCCUCAAGAUUUUCAAUAUAGUAUUUCAAGAAACAACGAAGAUAGACAGUGAUGUAGUAUAAUACCUUAUUAUAGGUGUAUCUUUGUUGAGAACUUCUUUUGAUUCGAUUUUAUGAGCGAAGCUAUGAAGUUGACUGCUAAUCUCAAUUUGUAACCCAAUAAUGGGUGAUUUUACUACAUUCUACUUUCGAUAACAGUUCUUGACAAAGAUAUAUCUGUGGUGAAUCGGUUGUUCAAAUGAAAUCAAAUCAAAUUUCGCAUAGUAUCGAAAGCAGCUACUAUAUUCGCAUUGAAAACGCACCAUUUCUCAGAAUUCUUGACUUUAUGACCUUGUAAUUUUCUAGUGGAUUUUAUACAUUAUGGCAAACGAUCAAAUGUCAAGAUUUUUUUUCUUCAAUCGUUUGAAAAUAUUAAUUUUAUAAAGUUUUUAAUAAUGGUUCGAUUUUCAUAUAACUCCAGGGUGUCAAUUCUUAUUAAAAACGAUCCAACCAAAAAAAUUAGUAUCUUCUAGCAUCAGUAUUUCACGGGGUUAAAGCUUCAGCCACUCUCCCUCCCCCAACUAAAUGCCUUUAUCUGUUUAUUUACAGAAUAGCAAAUUUGUAUAAUGCGUGAAUAUUCGAAUUCACUCUCGAAACUAAGAAAAGAAAAAAAUUGAUAUUGAUCAGCAUUGAAAAUAUUUGUAUACGUAAUUGUAAAAUGCAGUUGAAAUAUUGAAAGUUUGAGCGGUAAUGCGUUGACUGAAGAAUAUAGUGAAUCCCAGUAAACGAAAAAAGAUUUAAAAAAUAGUAAAUUUUCAUUUGACUGAAUCCAUUUUUCCGAUCCCAAAGAUAUAAUUUAAAACAGUAUUUUGGAUGACUACUUGAAUAUGUUUCUGUAUCAAUAAGUGGUUAUUGAUUACAUGGGGUUUACACGUGUUGUUACAGUUUUGAAAAACAAGUAAUUAUUCUUAUAGUGUAAUCCAAAAUGUGCAAAGAAUUCCAUCCUAAACCAUGAAAACAUUCGGAAUAUUUCAUUACGGACUGAACAAGAUUUAGAAAAAGAAACUAAUAGUAAACUAUGAAAGUACUAAUAUCAUUCACGAAUUCACAUGAAUCCAAAUAGUUGCAGUAUUCAAACGAAAAUUAAUCGAUAGAAUUUGAGUUGUUGAGGACGUAUUAAACUUCAUUUCAGGUAAGUUGAAAUUUGUUCACAAAAAUCCAACAGAAAUAGGUGGAUACGGAAUUGUGUAUUUGCAGAUUGGAUUGAAUGCAAACUGCGUUACAUUUCGACCGUGAAAAAUUGAAAGAACCAAAUCUUGUAGACACAUAUUCAAAACAAUAGAACGAUUGAUUCGGAUUGAUUUUUCAAUCAUGCAAUACGUUUUUAUGAGAAUUUUGGAUUGACACUCAUCAAAAUGAAUCAUACGUUUCAAUAUUUUUUCGUUUACUGAGAUGAAUCGGGAUUGGUUCGACAUCUCCAGGUAUAUACAUUCAUUGACUUCCAUUGUCAAAAAUGAAAAUCAGGUAAUUUUUUUUGGCUCCUCCGGCACGUGUUCUACUGAGUUCAACAUAAAUUCUCAUGUUUCUGGAAUCUAGUAAAUGGUAUCAUAUUUCAAUUUCUUUUACGAUCAUUUUGUCUCACUUCAAAUAAUGCUUGGUAGUUACUUUUUACCGAAAAUGAUCGUGUCUCAAUAUGCAACCAUAUUGAUUUUACGGUAGCUUUUGAAUUUGCCUGUCAAAUAUCUUAAAAACUAUUUUUUAAAUAUAUAAUGCUGGACAAUUUCAGACUUCUCUGCAAUAAUUUCUACACUAAUGAUUCGAAGAUACCUUAUCGUUUGUGAUAAUUCAACCCGUGAAUUCUGUAAGGUCUCAUAUAUCUUUGGUUGACUAUGACAACAUUUACUGCAAUUUCAUUGAAGUUUCAUUAUUGAACGUUAUUUGGCACUAAGUCAAUAGGCGUAGGGAAUAAGUAUUGUACCAACGAUUCAAAAAGUCUCUUGCCAUUUUGCAGUAUACAGUGAAGAUAUUUACCUGUACAUCUUGCUUAUGUGUGAGUAACAAAAAGAAAUCAGCUGAGAUUCACUCCGAAGGCACUGGGAAAGUGCUUUUUAUUACUAAAUAUAAGUGCCAUCGCUUUCAAACAUUCCGUAGUUCCAACAAUGAAUUGAAGGGUGAAAUUCCUUUCGCAAUGAAACAAUAAGACCGGAAUGCUCAAUUUGGGUGCAAGGAACCAUAAUCCGUAAUUUGAUCAAAAACAAUGGAUGUAUAUCAUAGCCAUAAAUUGAAGAGCCCAAGUGUAAAACCCUGAAGCCUACUAUUGGGAAAAAAUGAUCGAUAAUUGUGGAUAUCAACUUCCACCUCAAUUUCAAAUGACUAUAUGGUAGUACAAUUGGAUCUAAGGAUAGGAAUGAAAAAUUUUACUGCAGAUGUACUCACGUUACAUUACUUUUUUCAUAGGAAAUCAAAGGAAUUAUCUCUAAGCAUGUAAUAAAUAGGUAGUACAAAGUUUAAACAGAUACGGCAUAUAUGUACAAAGUUUGUACGAUGCAAAAAGUGUGAAAGUGGUUUGGUACUUAUUUAAGAUUGUCAAGAGUGAAGCCCAAUGUUUUCACUAUGACAUUGAGAAUUUGAAAUUAUCUGAGAAUUCUUGCGAAGGCUAGGAGUAAACCGUGUAAACAAUCUUUACAACAAAAAUUUGAUCAUAUUAACGGCAUUCUGGCGAUAGAAAAAAAAAUUUCGCGGCUCUUUAAGGGUAUAUAACUGUUGCACCCUUACCAACAGAGUUAUUUUUAUAAUUUGAUGUAUUUUUAGGCAGUAGCUAAGGGACUUUUCGGGAUUCUAUCCAGAUUGCAUAAAGUGUGAAAUGAUAUGUCACAGCACUAUUUUAAUACAAUAUUCAAGCGACGUUUCAUGAAAAUAGUGCAGUGACAUAUCAUUGUACUUGUGAUUACUCAUAGAAUAUCGUAAUGUUCUCUGGCUAUGGAUAUUAUUGCCAAAACAGUAAGAACAGUACAAAAAUAAUUUGGUUGAUAAAGGUAGAACUGUUACGUACGCUAUUGCCUGUAAAUCGAACAGUUUGAUUCGGUUACUGAUGCUAUUAUAAUAAUUAAGAUCAUGGAAAUUUUAUUUUUUCAAAUUGCGCAACGUUUGUAUGAAUUUGCAUAGGUCACAUUGCAUUAAUACAAAACCACCUUUGGUACAGAUAUUUCAUAUAAAAAGCAAACAAACCGUGAUAGUACAAGACUCUAUUCCAGCCUGUUAUUUAAAUUGAAAGUAAAUAAAUUAUUGAGAUCAUUGUCAGUUCUCUACCAUUCGUAGUUAUAAUCAUGCAAAACUAAUCGACAUCCCGUAAUCGAAUUUUAUCGACAUGUGUCCAUCAAUAUUUAUAAUUCAAAUAACGAUUGACUGCAUUUAAUGUACGUUCCUAACAAUGGUUACAUUUUUAGAAGUAGCUUGAUCCAGCUAUUAUCAUCAUUCUAAUAUAAAUGUGUCUAACUAUUUGUAAACUACAAAAAAUAUGUUAUCGGGUGAAAAAAUUAAUACAGGGGCGUUCGAUUGAGGUGAAGAUAAAGUUACACGUAAAUGGUUACCAAAUAAUAAAUAAAGAAGCAGCUCAAUCAACUUCGUAAAGUUUUAAUAAUAAACAGAAAAUCUUUCCUUAGUCAAACCUAAAGAGGCAGUUUGUACAGUAAUGAAGAACACCAGUAAAUGUAAUUAGUCAUUGUAUCAAAUAUUCAAAUUUAUAGAAGUGCUACUUUUACCUAGACGCACUGUAAAAAAGAUCAGGAAUGGAGUUGUAAGUACAGUGAAGUCACAUUCUGAGUAAUCGAUUAAUGAUCAAUACCAAUAAUGCAUUACUAACAUGUAAUGAAACGUACAAUCGUUUCUGUUCUUUGAAACGAGAGUUUUUACUUGAUUAUGACGUCUAUUAAUGAAACAAUAGAAAUCAAA